AUGCGAGAAGCAUUCGACUAUGUGAGUUUUGACGUAUCGAGUUUUUCUUGUCAUCUUUUGUCCAGUGAAUUUUUUUAUCAGGUGUCCAACGAUGAUGUGUGGGACAGUGAGCCCCCCGAUCCCGUGGAAGAAGCUAAGCGCGAGCGUGAAAUGCUUCGCAAAGUCGUCCAGGACUCUCCCGAGUUGCGGGAUCUUAAAGCCAAGCUCCAUCUUGCUCAAAUGAACAUGGAAAGGCAGCGACAGCUUGAAGAGAAGAAGCUUGUAGAGAUGGAAGAAGCGUCUCGAAAUAAGAAAUUCCAAGAGUUAAUGUUGGAACAGCUUGACCAAGCUGAGAGGCGUGAGCAAGAGCGUUUAUGCAAGAUCCAGAAAGACAAAAUGGAGACUGUGAUCACGAUGAAGGAGCAACUACAAAAGAAAGAACUUGAGAAGGAGCGGGCUUGGGAGCGGAGGAUCGAGGAGCAGAAAGAAAUGGACAAGUUGAUUAUGAAGCUAAACGCCGAGCGUGAGGAGGAGGCAGCAUCUAAAAAGAAGAAACAAACAGAAGCUAUGAGCUUUGUGCAUAAAUAUCUAGAGACUCGAGAACAAGAAAGAGAAAACAAGGCGAAGAAAAUGAAGCAGGAGGAAGAAGAAAUGCUCCGAUACCGAGCAUUACAGGACCAACGAGCAGCAGAAAAAGCCGAAAAGGAGAGAGAAAAGAAGGAGCGCGAAGAAAAGAUCCACGCAAUUCUGUCCGCUGGAAAAGAAGAAGAGGCUCGCCAAAGGGAUGACUUUGAGAAGAUGCUCAACGAUCUCUACUUUGAAGAGGCCGAAGAGCGCUACAGGAAGAACGCCGAGCAAGAGAGGAUCCGGAAUGGCAACUUCCCUUGUCUACAGAGAGAGCAAGUCCGAGAAAAUCUUAAGGCUUCGAAUGAGCACGACCAUUUCCUGAAGGAGCAGCGCAAGCUCAAAGAGAAGGCCGAGAGGGAGGCCUUCCACAAGAAGAUGAUGGAUCAAAUGGCCGAGGAGCACAAGAUCGAGCAAAUGAACGCUCAAAAACGAAGGAUGAAGAUGGAAGAGUUCAAGAGGGAGAUCAGUAAGUUGUGGGAGGAUAAAAAGUCCAUGUUCCACGGACAGGUGGACGAGGCCAAAGGAUUCCGGAAGAAAGAAGAAGAGAUGCAAGCCAAGAGAAAGGAGGUGAUAGAGGAGGAGCGACGCAAGCUCUUGGCGACUCAAGGAAGAAAGUUAGCCCAUUUCCUUCCAAAGCACACGCUAGAAAGCGAGGAAGACUAUAAAAUCGUUGGAAUUCCACCACCACCACAGCGGGAAAAGAGGAGAUAGAGCGAGCG
Molecule: messenger RNA, 1325 nt
Organism: Selaginella moellendorffii
Lineage: Eukaryota; Viridiplantae; Streptophyta; Lycopodiopsida; Selaginellales; Selaginellaceae
Product: meiosis-specific nuclear structural protein 1-like
Exons: 11
Coding region: 1-1317 (438 amino acids)
Source: RefSeq, a predicted model, not a curated record